ACCCAGAAAUUAAAGCUAUGAUCGAAAAACAACAUAAGUUAGAAAGAGAUAUAGAGAACGCAAAUAAUAAUAUUCGAAAGAUUAAAUUAUUAUUGUCAUAUCAAGAAAAAAAUGAAGAUGAAAAUAAUAACCUACUUAUAAAAAAAUGGAGACGUGCAAGUCAAGAAGCUGCGGAAUAUUUAUUUGAAAAAAUGCCAAAGGAGCAAUCUUCAUUUCUUGAAGAAUCGGGAUUUUCAAAUUCUUGGAAUGAAAAUUGGGGAUGGGAAGAUAAUGAACAACAGCAAAGAUACUAUAAUUCAGAUCAAGAUGAUGAUGAAAAUUACUGUGAACAACAAGUAAAUGUGGAACCGAAAGGUACAAUGAAAUUUAUGCUCAAGAAGAUGGGUGUUGAUCUUGAUCUAAUCAAGUGGAAUGAAGAUGAGGAAUGUUUCGAAGAAUGA
Messenger RNA from Dentiscutata heterogama, 440 nucleotides. The record is from the annotation of a GenBank genome assembly. NCBI's taxonomy places the organism in Eukaryota, Fungi, Glomeromycota, Glomeromycetes, Diversisporales, Gigasporaceae.